CAUAGAAUCCAACGCUACCUAGAAAAAAGGAAUAAAAUAAUUCCAAUCCAUUUUUCCAAACAAAAAAAACCAACCCAAUCCCCACCAACUACACGAAAUCAAACUCUGCAAAUUCCCCCAAAAAACAACAAAAAACCCCCCAAAUUCCUCCUCCAUCUGCAACGAUGAUGCACAUGACCUUCUACUGGGGCCGAAGCGUCACCAUCCUCUUCGAUUCCUGGCAGACCAAUUCCUGGCCGGGCUACUUCCUCUCUCUCCUCGCCCUCUUCCUCUUCGCCGCCUUCUACCAGUACAUGGAGGAGCGCCGCCUCCGAUUGAAGCUCCUCUCCGCCGCCAAGCCCCCUCCUUCCUCCGCCGCCGAGGCUCCUCUCCUCAGCAAGCUCGGCGGCCGCCGCUGGGGGCCCUACCAGGUCGCCGGAGCGGUCCUGUUCGGGGUCAAUUCGGCGAUCGGGUACUGCCUGAUGCUGGCGGUGAUGUCGUUCAACGCCGGCGUGCUCGUCGCGGUGGUGGUCGGGCUCGCCGCCGGAUACCUGGCGUUCCGCGGCGGCGAUGAGGAAGUGGUGGUGGUCGACAACCCCUGCGCCUGCGCUUGAUCUGGAUUUGGUGGUGUUGGAAUCGAUUGAGAUCGGAUCGGCUCUGAUUGAUUUGGUCUUUUUUUGGAUUUCGUUUGUAUUUGGCGAUUUGGGGAUUAGGGUUUCGAGAUUGUAUCCUUUAAUUUAUCACGUGUUUCUUAAUUUGAAGAAAUCUGAAUUUAGUUUGGAUCUGUGUAAUCAUGGAGUAAUUUGUAUGGGGAAAUUGUGUAUGAUUUUUAUGCAUAACUUAUGAUACCAUUA
Molecule: messenger RNA, 833 nt
Organism: Salvia hispanica
Lineage: Eukaryota; Viridiplantae; Streptophyta; Magnoliopsida; Lamiales; Lamiaceae
Product: copper transporter 5.1-like
Biological process (GO): copper ion transmembrane transport
Cellular component (GO): plasma membrane
Molecular function (GO): copper ion transmembrane transporter activity
Source: RefSeq, a predicted model, not a curated record